AUGGGUUGUCUACGCACGACGACCUUAGUCUUCGUACCUCUGCUCGCCGUCCUCCCGGCGAUGUUGUCCUAUUUAGGAGGGACCUUGUCUCCCCAGCGCUUAUGGGUUGUUCUCCGUCAAUUGUCCGUCACCGUGCCUAUCUCAAACUUCAAACACAGCAGGGAUUACACCGAGGAUGAUAUUCCCGAUGAUUUAUCGGGUAAAGUGGUGCUUAUUACAGGAGCCUCGAGUGGUAUUGGUUAUGAGUCUGCCAGGAUACUUGCCUCUCGUGGUGCUAAAGUGGUUCUGGGUAUUCGAGGUGACCGAGAGAGGUUGGAUAGAAUAACCUCCUCUCUAAUACUACUACCAGGUCAGGUCUUGGCCCCGGCACCCUUGGACCUAUCCAAUUACGACACUAUCAGGACUUUUGUGCGUUCACUACCCAAUGCUGGUAUUGAUCAUCUCGAUAUCAUCAUGUUGAAUGCUGGUAAACUAAUUACUGUAUAUGCCACUGAUGAAAAUGGUAUAGAAUCGGGGCUCGCCGCUCAUCAUCUGGGCCACGCCUAUCUUUUCGAAUUGCUCACACCAAUGCUAUUGAAGAGCUCUGGUGAGAUUAGAGUUGUCGUCACUUCUAGUGCCGCACAUUUGUACACCUAUCCUGAGGGGUUACGCUAUAACGUCACUGCCGAUGCCUUCGCACCAUGGAGGGCAUAUGGCAAUAAUAAGCUGGCCAACAUUAUUUAUACUAGAGAGUUAGCGACUCGUUUGGAAAAGAAGUACCCUGGUAAAUUUGUUGUUAAUGCCGUGCAUCCUGGGGCUGUUGCAACCCACUUGGUCGGAGCUCGUCAAGACUUACCGCAUUUUUUGGCGUAUAACGCGACCGAGGGAGCAGUGUCUGUCCUCCGCCCAGCUGUGGGGAAAGAUGUCACUAGCGAUGGGUACUAUCUCCCAGUAGGAUACCGUGGAGAUUGGCAGAAGGACUCGGCCUACUGGUGGACGUGUAACGAUACUAUGAGGAAGGAGUUUUGGAAUUGGACGGAAGCCAUAUUGAAGAAGGUCCAUGAUGUGGACUGUUGCGUGAGUUGGGCCAGUAGUUAG
Messenger RNA from Perkinsus marinus ATCC 50983, 1077 nucleotides. RefSeq names its product restnol dehydrogenase, putative. Bases 1 to 1077 code for a protein of 358 amino acids. The transcript is spliced from 3 exons. NCBI's taxonomy places the organism in Eukaryota, Perkinsozoa, Perkinsida, Perkinsidae. The record is from RefSeq and is a predicted model, not a curated record.